AGAGAGAGUAGAGAGAGCUAAGGGGAGGAGAGGAGAGGAGAGGGGAGGGGAGGGAAAAUAUUUGGCCUUCUUGCAGAGGGAGGGAGUGAUGAUGCGGAAGGCGUUAUUGCUGCCUGCCUAGGCAAGAUGGCGGUGUUUAGUUCAAGGUGCCGGAUGGAGUCGCGAAGUGUGCUUUGCGGAGGAGGACGACAGAUGGGUCCUUCGUAGCCUGGAGGAGCCGAAAGUGGGCCUGGUUUUGUUGUGGGACAGAGAAUUCAGGUAGACGGUCUGGUGGGGAAAGGUGGCCGGUGGGGCAUCAAAGGUGACAUUGUUUUUUUACGUAGAUUAUGAUGGCUGCCACAAAUGGCUUUGCGUCUUCGGACCUCGAGAAAUCGGAAGAGCUGAAGGCCGCCGCAAAUGUCGCAUUUCAAGCCCACAGAUUCUCUCGCGCAGUGGACCUUUACACCAAGGCUAUCGAACUGAACGCGGAUAAUGCGGUGCUGUAUGCCAAUCGGGCAUUUGCUCACACAAGGUUAGAGGAGUAUGGUAGCGCCAUCGCCGACGCGACCAAAUCUAUCGAAUGCAACCCCAAGUAUGUCAAGGGUUAUUACAGGAGAGGAGCAGCAUAUUUGGCCAUGGGAAAAAUGAAAGAAGCCCCGAAAGAUUUUCGCCAGGUCUGCAAAAUUGUUCCAAAGGAUCCAGAUGCUAUGAAGAAGCUAAAAGAAUGUGAGAAGGCGGUAGCGAAGGCCAAAUUCGAAGAGGCCAUCGCACUGGAUUCACAAUCUGUUGCUACGACACUCGAUUAUCGUACCAUAGAGGUGGAGGAUUCUUACCAAGGGGCUAGGAUAGAGGAUAAAAUAACUUUAGAGUUUGUGAAGAAGAUGAUGGACGACUUUAAGAAUCAGAAGAGUUUACAUAAAAGAUACGCCUAUCAAAUACUCUUGCAAACGCAUGAAUUGCUGACUGUAACGCCAACAUUAGUUGACAUCACAAUUCCUCCAAAUGGGCACUUUACCGUAUGUGGAGACAUCCACGGCCAGUUUUACGACCUGUUGAAUAUAUUUCAGCUCAAUGGAUUACCUUCUGAGGAGAACCCGUAUCUGUUUAACGGAGAUUUUGUGGAUCGUGGUUCAUUUUCGGUGGAGUGCAUAUUCACUCUCUUUGCAUUCAAAUGCCUUUACCCAACCGGAUUGUAUCUGUCCAGGGGAAAUCAUGAAAGCAAGAGUAUGAACAAAAUAUACGGAUUUGAUGGGGAAGUGAAGACUAAAUUCAAUGACACUAUGAGCGAGAUGUUUACGGAAGUCUUUUGUUGCUUGCCUCUGGCGAAUGUCAUCAAUGGGAAAAUUUUUGUAGUACAUGGGGGUCUGUUCAGUUCUGAUGGUGUUAAGCUCAGUGACAUUCGUGCAAUUAACCGGUUUCGUGAACCUCCUGAUGAAGGUUUGAUGUCAGAGAUCUUGUGGAGUGACCCACAUGACGGCAUAGGUCGGAUACCCAGCAAAAGAGGAGUCGGUGUUGCUUUUGGCUCUGAUGUCACAAAGCGGUUUCUUCAAGAUAACAAUCUUGAUCUUGUAGUCCGUUCACAUGAGGUCAAAGAUGAGGGUUACGAAGAAACCCAUGAUGGGAAGCUGAUAACUGUGUUUUCAGCGCCCAACUAUUGCGACCAGAUGGGCAAUAUGGGAGCUUUCAUAAGAUUUGAGGCGCCAGAUCUGAAGCCAAAGUUCACCACAUUCUCCGCUGUGCCACAUCCCGCCAUCAGGCCAAUGCAAUAUGCGAACAACUUUUUCAGCAUGCUCGCUUAAUGAUAUCAGUCUGUUUUACGUUGAGGGCUUUGGCCACACACUUCCCCUCCUUUCUAGUUUGGUCGUACUGUAUCCGUUGGAUGUGUUUUCUCGGCUCUUGUGCAGUUUGAUGUCCAAGUGUAACAAGACAUCUCCAUUUGUACAUUCUUUAACAUUGAGGAAGAGAAGCUUUUAUCUAGCUUUUACAGGAAGAGAGUCUUCAGUAGAAUCGGAGGGACUGAAUAGUUUAUUUUUUACAAUGAUCGAGUGAUCAUAUGACAAAUUCCCCUUUAGCAAAUUAUUCAGAUCAAAGGUAACAACCUUACAAAAGUUACCUCUGUUAUUAUCCACUUUGAUCAAAGUUGGAUGAAGUUUAUGCUCAUUGUAUGUCGCAGUCAAGCCAGAGCUUUCUUGCUUUAUAUAAAGAUAGAAAUUGGAUCUCAGGUUUCUUC
Marchantia polymorpha subsp. ruderalis is the source of this 2209-nucleotide messenger RNA. The record is from the annotation of a GenBank genome assembly. Lineage: Eukaryota; Viridiplantae; Streptophyta; Marchantiopsida; Marchantiales; Marchantiaceae.